AUGGCGAUAGCAGAUCGCCUGUUUCGCGAAGUUGAACCUCUUGGGACGGCGGCUGUUGCCGAUGUAGUAGAAUAUGCAUUUGGAGACGAUAACGAGCUCGAAAAAAACGGACCUUUAGUUAUCGUUUGUAAUAGGAUACGAUAUCUUUCCAUGGGUGAGCCCUUCCUUGAUAGUCACUAUUUCCUGUAUCACAAUGAUGAGUCACAUUCUCGUCGAAGGAAGCGAUCGGCAGUGGAGCGAUUAGAAGCGCAUCCUGCCGUCGAAUGGCUUUCGGAACAAAGGGCUCGGCGGCGUACAAAACGAGACUAUCUGCAUAAUGAUUUCCAAGUUGUUGAGGGAGAAGGAAAGCGGCUGUCAAAACGAAACUCUUCGAAUUCGAGAAGCGUGUCUCCCAGUAGAGGUUCUCCCAAGCGGCGGCGUCAGGCAGUUCGUGAGAUUCCGCAUUUACCAUUCCCAGACCCUCUUUAUCAGGAUCAGUGGUACUUGGUGGGUAAAGCUGUGGGCAACUAUGAUAUGAAUGUGCGAGAGGCGUGGCUUCUUGGCUAUGCCGGACGCAACGUGGAUCAUCCAGAUUUGGUGACCAAUUACGAUCCCUUGGCAAGUACCGACAUUAAUGACCACGACGAUGAUCCUACGCCGCAAAACAAUGGCGACAACAAACACGGUACACGAUGUGCAGGUGAAGUUGCUGCUAUUGCUGGGAACAACUAUUGCGGAGUUGGUGUUGCGUUCAAAGCGAAAAUAGGAGGGGUCCGUAUGCUUGAUGGAGCUGUAUCUGAUAGUGUUGAAGCAGCAUCGUUAUCACUGAAUCAGGACCACAUCGAUAUUUACUCAGCAAGCUGGGGCCCGGAGGAUGAUGGUAAAACAUUCGAUGGGCCAGGGCCUCUGGCAAGGGAAGCGUUCUACAGAGGAAUUAAAAAUGGACGUGGAGGAAGAGGGAACAUUUUUGUGUGGGCUAGUGGAAAUGGCGGAUCAAGACAAGACUCCUGUUCGGCUGAUGGAUACACCACGUCCGUGUAUACGCUGUCGAUCUCUUCAGCCACGUACGACAAUCAUCGUCCGUGGUAUUUGGAAGAGUGCCCGUCGUCGAUUGCUACGACUUAUAGCUCAGCGAACAUCAAUCAACCGGCUAUUGUCACCGUCGAUGUCCCAUCAGGUUGCACUAAAAUGCAUACAGGAACCAGUGCGUCAGCUCCAUUGGCUGCUGGUAUCAUAGCGCUGGCACUCGAAGCCAACCCUGACCUCACUUGGCGAGAUAUGCAGCACAUUGUUCUCCGGACAGCUAAUCCUACACCGCUUCUGGGAAAUCCUGGCUGGUCGCAAAAUGGUGUAGGACGGAUGAUCAGCAACAAGUUUGGUUACGGUCUGAUGGACGGUGGUGCCCUUGUAAAGUUGGCGAAGACAUGGAAAACGGUUCCCGAACAGCAUAUCUGCACGUAUGAGUACAAGCUGGCAGCUCCAAACCCUCGUCCGAUACAGGGUCGUUUCCAAAUGAAUUUUACAUUGGAAGUGAAUGGAUGCGAGUCUGGAACGCCCGUUCUCUAUUUAGAACAUGUGCAGGUUCAUGCGACUGUGCGAUACUCGAAACGUGGUGACUUGAAACUCACGCUUUUCUCACCGUCUCGAACGAGAUCAGUCUUACUGCCUCCUAGACCUCAGGAUUUCAAUAGCAAUGGCUUCCACAAAUGGCCUUUCCUCUCAGUACAACAAUGGGGUGAAGAUCCACGAGGAACGUGGGUUCUCAUGGUCGAAAGUGUGACCAAUAACCCGACAGCCUCUGGCACUUUCCAUGAUUGGACGCUACUUUUAUACGGUACGGCUGAUCCAGCUCAACCAGGUGAUACAGUUCAUCCACCAACACCAGUACCCUCUCAAUCGGUGCUGACUCGGAUACAUCAACUUACGAGCCAGAAGUUUCGGAAGCGUCCGAUGGCAUUCUCACGCACCCGUCAAUUCUCGAUACCGGGUGCUGCGACAGCGCCACAACGAUCGCCGUUUGUGCGACCGAGAACUCAGCGCCCGUUUCAAAGCAACCAGCUGUCUGGCAGAUGGGUAUUCAGCCCGAGGUCACGCCAGUGGGUCUGGAUAACGUUUCCCGUUAUGUUGAUGGUCGUUCAAGCGGUCGUACUGGUAGUGAUUGCGACAUCGGCGGCGAUCGCUUGCCGUCGCGCUACACCAUCUCUUCCUUCAUCUACACCGCUUCCUCCAACUUAUCCAGUGAUGAUCGACGAGUCCUGUACCUCUUCCUCCACUGCCGGCUCUAACGGUAUUGAUGAAGUCGAGCCGCUGACGUUCGGUGACCUUCGCUCUGUGGGUGAUUGCCAUCCGGAAUGCGAUGGCGGAUGUACGGAAAGUCAAUCGGCUGUGGCAUGCUUCCGAUGUAAACAUUUCACACAAACACUCCGAAACAAAGCUGGCAAUGGCCUUCAGAGUGCCGUGUGCGAAAUCGUGCUGGAGCACACCUUUCGUUCACGUGGCGAAUUCACUCUCAAAAUGAUGAGACAAAUUUGGUGCAAGCACGCUGUGUUCUACGUGAGGAACGAUGUGGAGAUGGGGUACUACCUUAACUCUAUAGGAAAAUGUGAUCAGUGUGAUGGAGCGUGUGCUACGUGCAGUGGCCCAGGCAUAUUGGGUUGUACAACAUGUGCAUCGGGCUAUGGUAAUCGCUCCACUGGCUACUGCAAGCCUUGCUGUAAUGAAGGAGAGACGUCAGAUAAUUACCGAUGUGAAGACUGCUCUCCAAAUGCAAAAUAUCCCGAUCGUAGCCACAGGAGCUCAGGCUUCUUCUGGUCCUUCGUAUGGGUAAUGAUCAUUAUGUUUCUGUUCUCCUUUGUCGGCUGUAUUGCAUAUUGCCUGUUGAGGGACGACCGCAGUCAAAUUGACUACACACCAUUGCCUCAUUACAAUAGCCAAACAGGAGAGGUUCAUAUUUUGGACUCAGAUUCUGAUGAGGAUGACGAGUUGUACGAGGCGAAACACGUUGAAGUUUGA
Ostertagia ostertagi is the source of this 2991-nucleotide messenger RNA. The record is from the annotation of a GenBank genome assembly. Lineage: Eukaryota; Metazoa; Nematoda; Chromadorea; Rhabditida; Trichostrongylidae.